Carassius auratus (goldfish) is the source of this 2078-nucleotide messenger RNA. RefSeq names its product dynactin 4 (gene dctn4). Gene Ontology annotation, cellular component: dynactin complex. The record is from RefSeq and is a predicted model, not a curated record. The coding region runs from base 51 to 1454 and encodes 467 amino acids. NCBI's taxonomy places the organism in Eukaryota, Metazoa, Chordata, Actinopteri, Cypriniformes, Cyprinidae. The transcript has 14 exons.
AUGACGUGUGAUCGUUACGUAGGCAGCAGGAACUCAGUCAGGAUUCAGGAAUGGCGACGCUGCUGCAGCCGGAGAAAGUGCUUUAUCUCGUCCGAGGCGAGAAAAAGAUUCGCGUUCCGCUCUCUCAGCUGUAUUUUUGCAGAUAUUGCAGUGAGCUGCGAUCUUUGGAAUGCGUGUCACAUGAAGUCGAUUCUCAUUUCUGUCCCAGCUGUCUGGAGAACAUGCCGUCAGCUGAGGCCAAGCUCAAGAAGAAUAGGUGUGCCAAUUGCUUUGACUGUCCAUGCUGUAUGCACACCCUCUCCACACGGGCCACCAACAUCCCGGCACCACUGCCUGAUGACCCAACCAAAACCACAAUGAAGAAGGCCUACUACCUGGCCUGUGGAUUUUGUCGCUGGACCUCAAGAGAUGUAGGCAUGGCUGACAAAUCUGUGGCCAGUGGAGGAUGGCAGGAGCCUGAAAACCCUCAUACUCAGAGGAUCAACAAGCUGAUUGAGUAUUACCAGCAGCUGGCCCAGAGAGAGAAGCUGGAGAGAGACAGGAAGAAGCUGGCACGAAGACGGCCGUUCAUGCCUCAGGCGUUCUCGCAACACACAAUUCACGUGGUGGAGAAGUAUGGACUGGGAACCAGACUACAGAGACAGAGAUCUGGAGCCCCAAUCAGUGCCCUGUAUGGCCUUUCAUUAAAAGAAGGAGAAGAUCAGAAGGAGAUCACUAUAGAGCCAGCACAGGCUUUGGAUGAAGUGGAACCCCUGCCUGAAGAUUAUUACACUCGCCCUGUCAACCUUCCUGAAGUAACGAGUCUUCGCCAGAGGCUGCUACAGCCUGAUUUUCAGCCUGCAGGAGCUUCACAGCUGCAUCCCAGACACAAGCACCUGCUGAUGAAACGCUCUCUGCGUUGCAGGAAAUGUGAGCACAAUCUGAGCAAACCAGAAUUUAAUCCAACCUCAAUAAAGUUCAAAAUCCAGCUUGUGGCUGUGAGCUACAUUCCUGAAGUGAGAAUCAUGUCCAUUCCAAACCUGCGUCAUAUGAAGGAGAGUCAGGUUCUGCUGACCCUGACCAACCCAGUGGAGAACAUCACUCACGUGUCUCUGUACACCUGUGAAGAGGAAGACCCAGAUGACAUUAACAGCACUGCUAAGGUGCUGGUGCCCUCAAAGGAACUGGUCCUGGCAGGGAAAGAUGCCGCUGCUGAAUAUGAUGAACUGGCUGAACCUCAGGGUUUUCAGGAUGACCCAGAUGUAGUGGCCUUUAGAAAGUCAAACAAGAUUGGCUUCUUCAUCAAAGUGAUUCCGCAGAGGGAGGAGGGUGAUGUCACCGUCGCUUUCAAACUCCGACAUGACUUCCGGAACCUCGCUGCUCCGAUCAGACCCACCGAGGAGGGAGAAGCCACCAGUGAGGCCAUCUGGCUCAUACAUCAUGUGGAGCUUAGCUUGGGCCCCCUGGCAACCUGAGAACAUAACACACACAUGAGCUACACACAUGAGCAAACAUAAACAGAGGGACAAUUUAAACAACAUGUGGCACUAAACUCACAAACUCUUUUGCUCACAAAGACGUUCAUUAUCUUGACAACGUGAGUGCAAAUAUACAUCACAGGAAUGCAGUUACUUAACAGUAUACACACUAUGCUUACACUUACACCAGAUGCUUUGCACAGUUAUCUCUUUCUCGCUCUGUUUCUAGUGCGCCCUGCUGAUGUGUUUAACUGCAUGUGAGUACAGUGACAUCACCUACUGAUAUAUCUCAUGGUUCCAACUCCAGUUCUUCUCAGUGUUAAUAAAGACAUUUAGAUUAAUGCUUCAUCUAGGUUUUAUGUUCAUUUAAUAUUUUGUAUUUGCUGUAAAACAAGCAAAAUGUGUCUUGCAAUUGUGUGGCACUUAAUAGUAACUGAGACAAAGUCAUUAGUUGUGAAACACAUUAUCCCGUCAUCUGUAUUAAAUUAGAGAGUGAACACCAGUGCAUUCAGCUUUAUUUAUCGGUCUCAUGCUAGUAGCUGGAAGUCCUGAUUUAGUUUCUAAUAUGACCGCCUUAAAUGUGGUUGAGCAGUCUUAUCCAAUAAAAUAUGAGAAAAAAAA